AUGACUGGUGCAGGAGAAGAAUCCACUGAGCAGGAAGAAGACAGAGAGGAGUAUGAGGGUAAAUGCGAUGGUGUCUGUAACACGCGGAAUUCCCAUUGUAUACAAGCUUGCCCUCCAGACACACAGGGAAAUAUGGAAUAUUUAUGCAUGAAAAAUAAAUAUCACAAAGUUAUCGAUACUUGCCGAACCCUUAACAUCUUCACCAUCUUUGAGAAUUCACAUUCACUUCAACAAUUUGGAGAAAGUAUGAACAUCGACCAAUAUUCUGGAAAAGAAGAGACCAUUACAGAGAUGUUAAUGCAAAAAUGUCCAGAGGAUUUGGCUUGUGUCAUUAAUGGCAUUCGCCAUUCUCCCCGGAUACCAGGAAACAUUGCUAUGAUUGUGGAGCUCUUACACAACAUAUCAACAGAGCUAAAGUCACAUGUCAAUGAGGCAAAGAUGCAGAGCUACAGCAUCAUGGCCAACCACAUCCUUAACAGCAGAAGCAUCUCAAACUGGACCUUCAUCCCUGAGAAAAAUAGUAGUGGUGUCCUGCUACAUUCAAUCAACUCCUUUGCAAGAAAGCUAUCUAUAAAGAAAGAUCCCAUUAACAUCUCAGACACCUUCAUUCACAUCAAAGGCACCAUCCUAUCGGGAGGGAAUACUGAAAAUAAUUUCACUUUUUCAAUGAGAGUCAACGAUACUGGACAUAAAGUCACUGGGAACGUGUUCAUUGCAAAAGAUGAACUCUGGAAGCCGACUUCCUCCUCUCCUGUUGUCAGUAUUGCGUUUCCAACCCUUGGGGCCAUCUUGGAAGCCAGCCUUUUGGAAAACACUGCAAAUGUGAAUGGGCUCGUCCUGUCUAUCAUUUUGCCCAAGGAACUUAGAAACAUCUCAUUGACUUUUGAAAAGAUCAACAAGUCUGAAGAGAAGAGGACACACUGUGUCGGCUGGCACUCCUUGGAGAAUAGAUGGGACCAGGAGGUGUGUCAGAAGGUUCAAGAAAGUGCUGAGCAAGUUGUUUGCAAAUGCAAGCCACACAGAUUCUUUACGUCUUUUUCAAUUCUUAUGUCACCCCACGGUGUGGAGAGCCAGAUCCUGACUUACAUCACCUACACAGGCCUGGGCAUUUCAAUUUGCAGCUUGAUUCUUUGCUUGUUUAUUGAAGCCUUGGUUUGGAGUCAAGUAACAAAGACAGAAAUCUCCUAUUUACGCCACCUGUGCAUUGUAAAUGUUGCAGUCACCCUGCUGAUGGCUGAUGUGUGGUUCAUUGCGGGUUCCUUUCUUGGUGGCCCAACAGCACACCAUAAUGGCUGUGUGGCAGCAACCUUUUUUGUUCAUUUCUUCUACCUUUCUGUGUUCUUCUGGAUGUUGGCCAAGGCACUGCUUAUCCUCUAUGGAAUCCUAAUUGUUUUCCAUACAUUGCCCAAGUCAGUCCUGGUGGCAUCUCUCUUUUUAGUGGGCUAUGGGGGCCCUUUGGUCAUCGCUGUCAUCACAGUUGCUGUAACUGAGCCUGGUCAAGGCUACUUGCGUCCAGAGGUGUGCUGGCUCAACUGGGACAAGACCAAGGCCCUCCUGGCAUUCGUGGUUCCAGCCCUGAUCAUCGUGGUGGUAAAUUUGACCACGGUCGCUCUGGUGAUUGUUAAGACCCAACAAGUGACCAGUGGUAGUUCCAUGUUCCAAGAAGUGAGAGCCAUUGUGCGGAUCUGUAAGAAUAUCGCCAUUCUCACACCACUGCUGGGACUGACUUGGGGAUUUGGAAUCGCCAUAGUCAUCAAUGAUAGCUCUGUGGUCUUCCACAUUAUCUUCUCCUUGCUCAAUGCUUUCCAGGGCUUCUUUAUCCUGGUGUUUGGAACUAUCCUGGAUCCUAAGAUAAGAGAAGCCUUGAAGUGUCGAGUAACCCCUGCAAAAUGGAUCUCCAGAUUAUCAGAGGUGUCUGGUCCCCAGGUAGUAAUCUUUUGCUGUGCUGAUCUUCUGACGCCUGCUAGUGACUGUCAGGUUCGUGCUCAAGUCAUGGCAGCUGCCUGCACAACAGAGCAAAAUGCUAGCUGCUCCAUCGUGUGCUGUGGUUUGGACUUUUGGAGUUUAUGGGAUUGCCACUGGUUGAAUUUUGGAACAUUUCAUCUGAUUUCUCUCGUCAUCCCACCAAAGGACCGAGCUAACAAACUGGACUACACACCUAACUUGGGAGGUGCGUGCAAAGCAAGGAGGUUCUUAGAGGCAACUUAG
Elephantulus edwardii (Cape elephant shrew) is the source of this 2208-nucleotide messenger RNA. It is a transcript of the gene ADGRF2, whose product is annotated as G protein-coupled receptor 111. Gene Ontology annotation, cellular component: membrane. Bases 1 to 2208 code for a protein of 735 amino acids. Gene Ontology annotation, molecular function: G protein-coupled receptor activity. The transcript has 8 exons. Gene Ontology annotation, biological process: cell surface receptor signaling pathway; G protein-coupled receptor signaling pathway. The record is from RefSeq and is a predicted model, not a curated record. Lineage: Eukaryota; Metazoa; Chordata; Mammalia; Macroscelidea; Macroscelididae.